This is a messenger RNA of Oncorhynchus nerka (sockeye salmon), 3271 nucleotides long. RefSeq names its product serine/threonine-protein kinase VRK1-like. Gene Ontology annotation, cellular component: cytoplasm; nucleus. The record is from RefSeq and is a predicted model, not a curated record. Bases 411 to 1922 code for a protein of 503 amino acids. NCBI's taxonomy places the organism in Eukaryota, Metazoa, Chordata, Actinopteri, Salmoniformes, Salmonidae. The transcript is spliced from 14 exons. Gene Ontology annotation, molecular function: ATP binding; protein serine/threonine kinase activity. Gene Ontology annotation, biological process: peptidyl-serine phosphorylation; signal transduction.
AAAACUGCUCCAGCUCCUUUGGAGUUGGAUGGGUUCCACUGGUGUACAGCAAUCUUUAGGUCAUACCACAUAUUCUCAAUUGGAUUGAGGUUUGGGCUUUAACUAGGCCAUUCCAAGACAUUUAAAUGUUUCCCCUUAAACCACUCGAGUGUUGCUUUAGCAGUUUUCUUCGAGUCAUUGUCCUGCUGGAAGGUGAACCUCCUUCCCAGUCUCCAAUCUCUGUAAGACAAAAGAGGAUUGCCUCAGGAAUGUCCCUGUAUUAAGCCAUUAUUCCAUCCGAUAGGGUUCUCGGGGUGAUGAGAGGUGUUGGGUUUGCGCCAGACAUAACGUUUUCCUUGAUUGUGUGAUGACUCUCCCGCUCUGUCUGCCGAAUUCUUUCUCUUUGCUCUUGUUUUCCUUAAUAGGAUUUGAUGGGCGGAACCAGGAGGGUCAUCAGCGAAAUGGGACACACUUGGGCUCGGGUGUGUCCCGGGAUAAAUACACCUCUUCCCCAUUUAUUGAGGAGACUCUCCAUGCAAACACACGACUUUGAGCCGGUUCAUGACAAGUGGGGGCUUGUCCGGGAUCAUAAGAUGCCCCCUAAAGCCAAGGCAGCAGGCAAGGGCAGAGGACCAGAAAAGAGAAAGCUUGCUGAGGAGUUCCCCCCUGGAGAAGUACUUACAGAUACUGGCAAGAAGUCCUGGAAACUGGGAGCCCCCAUUGGACAGGGCGGCUUCGGACUGCUCUAUCUGGCCGAUGAGAAUUCAUCUAAAACGGUUGGUGCUGGUGCCCCAUAUGUCAUCAAAGUGGAGCCCAGUGACAACGGACCACUGUUCUCAGAGCUCAAGUUCUACAUGCGAGCUGCCAAGCCGGAUCAAAUUCAGAGUUGGAUGAAGUCUCACAAGACAAAGUAUUUGGGAGUGCCAAAGUACUGGGGGUCUGGACUGCAUGAGAAAGGAGGGAACAGGUACAGGUUCAUGGUGAUGGACCGGUUUGGGACGGACCUGCAGAAGAAGUUUGAGGAGAGUGGGAGGAGGUUCCCCCGAAAACUGGUCCUGCAGCUCGGACUGAGACUCCUUGACAUUCUGGAGUACAUCCAUGAGCAUGAGUAUGUCCACGCUGACAUCAAAGCAUCCAACCUCCUCCUCAGCCAUAACAACCCCAAUCAGGUUUAUUUAGUAGAUUAUGGGCUGGCCUAUAGGUACUCUCCUGAAGGCAUACUGAAGGAGUACAAGGAGGACCCUAAGAGGUGCCACGACGGGACCAUCGAGUUCACCAGCAUCGACGCACACAAAGGAGUCUCACCUUGUAGAAGGAGUGAUCUGGAGAUCCUGGGCUACUGUAUGGUCCAGUGGCUCUGUAGUAAAUUGCCCUGGGAAGACAAGCUGAAAGACUCCCUCUACGUCAGAGACUCAAAACUACGAUGCAGAGAUAACAUCUCAGACUUCAUGUCUCAAUGUUUCUCCUCACAAGACAAGCCAGACGAACUUCAGAAGUUUAUGGAGGAGGUGAAGACUCUAAGCUACACAGACAAGCCGGCCUAUCAGAAGCUCCGGUCCAUUCUGGAGGCGGGGCUUAAGUCGAUCGGCGCCAAAGAUGACGACAAGCUGGAGUUCUCCUCAUCGGUCAACGGAGUCGGGCCAUUGUCCUCUGUCGAGACUCCCAAAAGAAAGAGAGCGGUAGAUUAUAAAGGGGAGGCUAAUGACGAGACCGACGGCACUCCCGCCAAGAAAAGAAAAGCUGAAAAGAAAGAGGUGAAUGGAGUGAAAAGGGUAGUCAUCCCCAAGAAGAAAGCGACCCUUAAAAAGACUGCUGCUAGCCCGAAGAAGAAGGCUGCUAGCCCCAAGAAGAUACUGGUGGAGAUGGCUACUCAGACCACUCCUGGCCUGAAGAGAGGUAGAGGUAGACCCAAGAAAAAGGCAGACCCAUUAGAAUCAGAAUGAGUUGAGUUGUACUUCUCAUUCUGUGUUCCAGCCACCCUUUAAUUUGAACUACUUUGCAGAUAUGAAACAAACAAUCAUAAUAUCAGACAAAAAAAUGUCAAAUUCCCAGUUUACGCUACAAAAUCAACUUUGUAACGGUUUUAAAAAUAGCUUCUAUUUGACUAAACAGUCCAUGAUGUAGACUAAGACAUUGUUGGCAGAAUAGAUGGAUGCAGUUCAAUGCAUGAUUCAUUUAAUUCACCAAUACAUUUCUUGGUAGUCCCAAAAAAUAUUAGGCUAUCAGGUUGUAAAUCACAGCUGGCCUGGUACAUUGUUUGAGCCAAAUGCAUUUAAACUCAGUUUUUCACAAUUCCUGACAUUUAAUCCUAGUAAAAAAUCCCUGUCUUUGGUCAGUUAGGAUCACCACUUUAUUUUAAGAAUGUGAAAUGUCAGAAUAAUAGCAGAGGACAUUUCUCUAAAAAGUACGAUCUUUGUCCCCAUGUGCAGCUGCAAACCGUAGUCUGGCAUUUUUAUGGCGGUUUUGGAGCAGCGGCUUCUUCCUUGCUGAGCGGCCUUUCAGGUUAUGUCGAUAUAGGACUUGUUUUUCAGUGGAUAUAGAUACUUUUGUACCCGUUUCCUCCAGCAGCCUAGCAUUAGUUGUUCUUGUUGAUUUGCAUAACUGAGGGAGAGAGAGCCCACCUCUCAAUGAUUGUAAAGUUCCCAAAUGUAAGAGGACUCUGUGGUGUUUACGUAUUUGCAGAAUUCCAUUCAGGUAUAUUUUUGUUGCAUUUAUCGAAUGUGCUCAAAUGAUCUAAAAGUUGCGCUGUUGUAGCUGCCUGUAAACACACAGUCCAGUUCAAAGUGAAUGCUGGCAGGCCUAUCUGGAAAAUGGUUUGUUUGUAUAAAGCCCUACUGUAGCUCCGAUUGCCUACAGCACACCAGUCUGUGUAGACUUGGACAAGACAGAUGUUUUUAUUAGGUUUUAUUUACUGCGGUGUCUAUUACUUGUCCAAACUCACUGCCAAUUUCCCACUCUAUAUUGCUGUAGAAAUUUUACAACCACCUUAGUAUAUGUAAAUCCCAAACAUUCUAAGAAUUUAUAUGAAAAAAAUGUUGACACAACAUUAUCUAAGUGCUUGUCAGAAUGUUUCUAAGUGUCAUUCUUCCUGGGGGUGUAUAUGAACAGAUUUUAAUACGAUUUCAUAUUUCUAAAAUGCUGUCAGUUCCACUUUAAGAGAGACUCCUUUUUUAAAAAGUUUCUACAGUAUCGUUUGUAUCUGUUCUGCAUUUUUUUUUUUUUUAAUUUACAUUUCAUUUUGUUAACACGCAUGGCCUUCUGUAAGUUGGAUAAUAAAAUAAUAAUGAUGUGA